CAAUUAUUUGCAGAAAAGCCCCUGUGAAUUUUCUAGGGUUUUGUUAUCCCCUUUCUUAGCCAAUCCCACCAUUUUAUCCUUUCCUACUCACUCUUUCUUCCCACUUAGCUCAUCUCCAGUCCUCUCUCAUUUCUUUGAGUUCGAUAGCUGAAGAAAUGGCAGCUGCUCAGUUGACUUCCGCCGCUUCCUCAAUUUCCGCAGCAAAUCGAUUUGCUUCCUUCGAUGGUCUGAGAGCUACGCAGUCGGUCAACAUUGCAUCGUUUUCACCUCUGAAGCGGUCAUCGCUAAGGUCAUUACGCGGCCUUGUUGUCAAGGCGGCUACCGCUGUUGCCCCUAAGUACACAACUCUCAAACCAUUGGGCGAUAGAGUUUUGGUGAAGAUCAAAACAGCUGAGGAGAAGACUACAGGUGGUAUCUUGCUACCUACAACAGCACAAUCAAGGCCCCAGGGGGGCGAGGUGGUUGCUGUUGGAGAGGGCCGGAUCAUUGGAAAGAAUAAGGUGGAGAUCAGUCUGGAGAAUGGCACACAAGUGGUGUACUCAAAGUACGCAGGAACUGAGGUCGAAUUUAACGGAGCUAACCAUCUCAUUUUGAAGGAGGAUGACAUUGUUGGCAUUCUUGAAACCGAUGACAUCAAAGAUUUGAAACCCCUUAAUGACCGAGUCCUCAUUAAGUUGGCUGAGGCAGAGGAGAAAACUGCUGGUGGUUUGUACCUAACCGAUGCCAGCAAGGAGAAGCCUAGCAUUGGAACAGUUGUUGCAGUCGGGCCUGGUCUCUUCGAUGAGGAAGGCAACAGGAAACCUCUACCAGUUGCCUCUGGAAACACAGUUUUAUACUCUAAGUAUGCAGGAAACGACUUCAAGGGCAGUGAUGGCUCGGACUACAUCGCGUUGAGGGCGUCAGACGUGAUGGCUGUCCUUUCAUAGGUUUAUUGAGUCAUAGUUUUCGCAUGUUAAGCUGUCUUGAGAAAAAGUGAGAACGAGGAAGAUGAAGACAUUGUUGUGGUGUAGGCCGAAUUUGAUUCCUGCUUUAAUAUUUUGUGCUCGAGGUGGACGUAAUAAAAGUAUUUUGAUCAA
This is a messenger RNA of Salvia splendens (bonfire salvia), 1076 nucleotides long. RefSeq names its product 20 kDa chaperonin, chloroplastic. Bases 156 to 926 code for a protein of 256 amino acids. Gene Ontology annotation, biological process: positive regulation of superoxide dismutase activity. Gene Ontology annotation, molecular function: protein folding chaperone; ATP binding; protein-folding chaperone binding. The transcript has 6 exons. Lineage: Eukaryota; Viridiplantae; Streptophyta; Magnoliopsida; Lamiales; Lamiaceae. The record is from RefSeq and is a predicted model, not a curated record. Gene Ontology annotation, cellular component: mitochondrion; chloroplast.